CACCAACCCAACCAGUUAUCCAACGGCCCCCGCGUAGAACGUACUGCCGCGCUUCUUAACUUCCAACCGUAAAAUGUAUCAAAAUGGUCGUUUCUAAACUCGAAAAAUGCCUUCGUUACUUUAAAGUGACAGAGACUAUAGCGUUAUUCGUCGAACCUAAUCAUCCUAAGCGGUUUUUUAAAUACAGUUGACCAAAGUUUAACGUUCCGCCGUUUGGAACACUUUAAAACUUGAAAUUGGACAUUCGAAGUUCGAAAUUUGAAAAUUGACUCAAUAAUGGCGAGCAAUAAAUACGCGCGUGUUCAUUCUUAUGGGAGCAUGAGCUCAAGAAGUGACGACGAUAUGGUGGUGCAUUCGCAACUCUACCCUUAUCCGAAGAAAAUGGUGGUGCAGCGAGAGAUUUUGUAUGAAGAGGAGCAUCCUCCGUUCCAACCUUUAAUAGCCACUGAGAGGUUGUUUGGAAAGACUCGUUUUACUUUUCUGCUGCUGAGUUAUGUGGCGUUCUACUUUGUCUAUCUGAUUUCUGGUGCAUUGGUGUUCUCGGCGUUGGAAGCACCCAUGGAAAACCAGGUGCGGUUGGAUGUGAUUAGAGCGAAGCAGGAUUUUAUGAUGCGGCAUCCGAAUAUAUUAGCUGACGACCUGGAAUCGCUGAUAGAAGUGGUGGUGCGAGCCACCAACCAGGGAGUGCCGGCGGCGCAGAACGUGAGCGGCGGACCCAACUGGAGCUUCGGACAGUCGCUGUUCUUCUCUUCUACUGUCAUUACUACUAUCGGCUACGGCCACGUGACCCCCCUCACCAAGAUGGGCAAGCUGUUCUGUAUGCUAUACGCAGUGCUGGGUAUCCCGCUGACCCUGAUCCUGCUCUCGGCGCUGGUGGAGCGACUGCUGCUGCCAGCCACGGCGCUGCUGCGGACCAUGAACGCUGAGCUUGGCCACCUCUACAGACCCUUUACUAUACGGCUGGUGCACCUUUCAAUUAUUGUGACGUUCCUGGUGGUGUUCUUCCUCGUCAUUCCAGCUGCAAUCUUCGCCUCCCUUGAGCCAGGUUGGGACUACCUGGACUCGUUCUACUACUGCUUCAUUUCGCUGACCACCAUAGGCCUGGGCGACUACAUUCCUGGAGACUCACCUGGGCAGGAGUACCGCCCCUUGUACAAAGUGGCUACUACUUUCUUCCUACUGGCCGGGCUGACUUUCCUCAUGCUGACAUUAACCGUUUUCUACGACAUCCCGCAACUGAACCUCAGCACAGUCUUCUCCUCCGUGAAGCUCGACGAGGACCCGGAGAAGAUGCGUCUCAGUGGCUCCGGCGUCAUGGGCCCCGGCUACGGUAUCGGUGGCCUCGUCAUGAGGGACGACUACAACCACCAUGACCAGCGCCGGUCCGUCGUACACAUUCGGCCACAUUUGGACGACAGUCCCAGCCCUGAGGACACCACGCCUGUCCAUGCUAGGGAUAUGAGGGUGCCCCAUGUCCAUUAAGCUGUUGUUGGACUUGCCUGGCAAAAUGAACAAAUUUAAACCAAAAGAAACAGUGAGUAGAUCUUCAUUGAGAAGGGACAAAGAUCUAGAAAGUAAAAAAGAUCGAUCAGAGAGUCAGAUUGGUUUGCUCUUGCUGUUUUUUGCUUGCACUGCAAUUCACGAGAUACCUACGUUUGUUUUGGAGUACGCGAUUUUAAAUUUUGCCUAGGCAUGUCUUACAGUGUCAGGACAAUUGGCUGUAUUGACAGCAUUUGCAAGGGAACAAAAAAAAUGUCAUUGCCAAUUAGGAAUCUCUUCACACUUCAGGAUUCCUAAGUCUAUGACUGUUCCCUGACAAAAUGCUACGUAAAAAAAAUUCUGACAAUCAUUUCUUUUUAUGUAAUGAAUUUGGCACGGAGCUAUUGGAUUGGCAUAAUUCGAAUUCCACCUAUUUAUGUAAAAAAAUAUAGUUCAUAUAGUAUUUCUUAUAUAAUGUUUGAAAUAUAUUUCAAUCUAUUUAAUACAUGACUAUGCUCUUUUUUAUAAGAGCGCAUUAUUGCGGUAGGUAUGGUUUUAAUUUACCUAAUUGUUUUGAGUAUGAAAAUGAUUUCUUCUAUAAAUAUAAUUUUUGAUAUUAUGACAAAGGUUUCAUUAUCAGUUAAAAACUAUAUAUAAUACAUAAAAAAGACCAUCAAACCAACUAACUUUAACAGCUUAAAAUUAAAAGAUUGUUGUUUCUUAUAAAAAGUGUCAAAGUAGGUAUCCAUACGUUUAUACCGUGCGAAUAGGUAAAUCCUCUUUUCCGCACUUGUAUCGUAAAUAUUUAUUUCGAUGUAGACGGUAGACCUUCGGGCGCCCUCAGGAGUGAAAUGCGCCGAAAAUGCCUACUUUGGUACCUAUGUGUAUCUAAUUCGUGCAAGGAAAAUGUCAUCUAUGUUUCCUGCAUGUUUGUACAGAACUUUACAAAAUUAGUGUUGUAGAUAUGUCAAUAAAAAACAGAUUAAUAUUAAAAUGGCUCUAAAAUUAAACUCUGGAGAAAUCGCAUAAGUUCAUAACGAAUUUCUUAAUUUUGAAUGCGCAGUCUUCAAAUAGAUACUUACAUGCUUCAAAUAUGUGACGUACCUAAAUUAUUUCACAAACAUUGCACACGCUUUCACUUGUUUCCAGCGCAUUAUAUCGAUGACCGUCCUCUUAAAAAACUAACAGUGAUGUUAACAUACAGAUGUAGUGCAUAAUUGUUUUCCAUCGUAUUUUCUCGGAAACGUUCGUAUUUAUCAUGUUACUUCAGUCAACCUCAGUACUUUUUGUACUGAGACUGAGACUUGCAAGACACGUUCGUACGUUUCCGUGAAAAUACGAAGGAAAAUAAUUAUGCACUACUUACAUCUGUACCUACAUACCUAAUACCUUGGAAAAUUCGUCGAAUUCACAACCGCUGGUGAAACUAGCUGAACUGAACACGUUAAGACUGACAAGGAUUUAACAAAUUUUCGCACUUUUCUAUUUUCACAUUAGAUUUUGUAUGGGGACUAAAUGAACAUAAAAAUUUUUUCAAAAAAGUAGGUACCUACUCCGUUUCAGAGGGUAGUGCAAACUUAUCUGUCGAUCGUGUCUUUUUUUGCUCAAUACAGACUCAACCUUAACGUCUGUUAUUAUAAAUUAUAAAAAGGUAACUUACUUAUUUACUAUUUCAUUCCAGUACAUACCCUAAAAUUCUCACAUUAGAAGUAGCACUAUUAAGAACUUAUAUCAUGCAAAAAACUACGUAAAUUAUUAAAAAACGAUGACAUUAUACAGUUUAUAUCCGCUAUCCUUAUGUGCUAGGUAUGGCAGUAAAUAGACUGAACAACUUUAAUCAUUCUGAUAUCGUCGGGUGACAAGCAAAAGUCACUAACUAACACCAUUGAAAUUAUUGGACAAUAAACCAUGUUACAAGUGUAAUAAAGUGCAUUGUUACUUUAAUUUUUUGAUAGUACUUAGUGACUUUUGCUUGUCACCCGACGAUAUGUAAUUGUGUAUACGGUUUACGGCGGUAUUGUAGCAUGAUCCUAUGGAAUGAAACCAAUGAUGGUAAUAAUUCGACCAUUUUUUAAUUACCAUUUAAAGAAAAGUGAUUUUUAAAUAAUAAUUGGAAAAUAAUUCAGAUUUCUCAAACCAACCACCAAACAUACAUACAUACAUACAUACAUACAUACAUACAUAGUCUGUCGCCUCAGUUUUAUUGUAUGACCAACUUCUUAAUUAGAAUCUCUCAUUUAUUUACAUACAAUAUAUAUACAGUGGUACAACUAAACGAAAUUAAUAACUUGCUUAAAUCUAAAAUCUUGAAGUUUAUUAAAUUCACAUUAAGCUAAGCAGAAUUUUUGACGAUGCAUUCUUACUUUUCAAGUCACUAAAAUAUUUGUUCAUACUCUCAUAAUCCAUUUCCGUCAGUAAAAGAGGUGGCAGAUUUGAAAAGUGCAGGGUUGGUCUCCAAUCAAAAAAUAAAAACACGCCAUUUAUCUGACAUAAUAAUGUUGGCCAAACUAUAGUACCUAACUAUCAUGUAGGUUUGUAGGUACUUUAGCUACAAAUUAGACGAAAAAAAUACUUACAUACACAGUUUAUAAGUACCUACAAUAUUAAGUAUAUUAAUAGGUACUAGUUAAAAGGUACACCAUUCUUUAUUGAAGUAAAUAUUAAUUACAUACAAAUAAUAAUGGUAUAUGUGCUGUAAGUAUACACGAAAUUUAAAUUAUCUUGUACCUAUUUACCUAAAGUUUAUUUACAUUGUAUUAACGUACGUAUCAAUUCGGUGUGAUAGUUGACCAAUAAUUUAGUAGAUUAUCAGAGAUUAUCAAAAAUAUAUAUUAUACAUGUAAUUAUCUUUAUUUAAAUCCUUCAAUGAUAAUAUAGUAAGAAACGUAGAAUGUUGUGGCGUAAAACGCAAUUUAAUUUGUACGUAGAUAAACGCUUUUAGCCCAUAGGUUUUGUAAUUAUAUAUAUCACCAGGGAAGCUUAUACCGAAAAUUAACCGUUACUUUAUCCUUAUGAUUUCAUGAUUACUUAUGUUCUGUAUUAUGUAUUUGGGAAGAAUGGGAAGUAUAAUGUGCAUUUAAAUUCCCAAAAAGACGUACCUACAGAUGUAUAUUAUAUAUAGUGCAUAAUUAUUUUCCAUCGUAUUUUCUCGGAAACGUUCGUAUUUUUCAUGCUAAGUACUUUAACAACGCCAGUACUUUUUGUACCGGGACUGACUGAAAUAGCAAGACACGUUCGUACGUUUCCGUGAAAAUACAAUGGAAAAUAAUAAUGCACUACUUACAUCUGUACUGUAGGUAGUGUAGGUACCCUACUUUUCUAUUUUGCUGUGCAGAAGGUGGUAUACAGAAAGUGAUCCCUUUUCGCCUAAACAUCACAAAUUUACCAUUUGCAUUUUAAUCUUUCAUCUAGUGUGGCUGUGACUGAUUAAAUUAAUAUCAAAUGUGAAUACAUUACUAUUUAUAAAAUCCACAAAGUACGAUUAGCAUACCUAGCAAUAGUAUAUUCCGUUCACUUUGAAUCGAAACGCAGUGACAAUAUUGUUGACUUAUGACGAAAGAAACAAAAUGUAAGUUUUUCUUAAUAAUUAUAAUGUAGGUAAACUACUACAAUUAGAAAAUUAUCAUUUGCCGCAUCUAUCUUAUUAAUCUUAAUAAUAGAUGAAAGGAAAUGAAUCAGCUGAUCGCUGAAUCGCUGAUUUAAUGUGUAGGUAUAUUGGGCAAUAUCUAUGAAAAGGGACCUUAUUGUCGAUGGCGCUUACGUCGGACAGCGUCGCGCAGCAUAGUAUUUAUAUCGGAGCAUCCUUAGUAACGGCGUAAGCGCCAUCGACAAUAAGGUCCCUUUUCAUAAAUAAUGUCACAUUAUAGUAGUGUAUUUUUUAUAAAAAAAUCCGUACCUACAUUUUUUUAUUAUUUAACGUAAAAAAUUUAAAAACCAAUGUAACAUCUGAUCGUACCUAAUUAUUGUAUAAAUUUAAAUAAAAAAUAGUAUCCUAUUAUUGUGUGAGGGGUGUUUAUUGUUCUAUUAUAUGGAUAGGAUGUGGAUAGGUACCUAAGUACCUAAGUGUUGUGCUAAGGAUUCUAUAAGUACUUACAUUAUAAAAUUGCGCUUGCGCUCGUUGGCUGCGCACAAAGUUCCGACCGCCCCUACAACAUGCAAUGAAAUAAACUUUUUAUUUUCUUAAUUAAGCACUAAUAAAAACAAAGUUAUUCGUUGAAAACAUCGUCGUUCAAAUUAUGCCUUGUUGUGGGGAUCGGCCAACGAUAAUCGCAAGCCAUUUGUUGCAAAGUCUGUAGAAGCCUUAUGCUAUUUUACGAAAAAAAAAAACUUAUAAAAAAUUUUUUUUUACUAUUAUAACUGCUUAUAGUCGAGCCACUUCGUCAGUAGAAAAGCGGCAAAUUAAAAAAAUGGAAAUGUCAUCCCAUAGAAAAUUUGACUUUCGCGCCUUUUGCCGUUUUUCUACUGACAAAGUUGUUUGACGGACUAUAAUUCCUUAUUAUUUUUAAAUAAAAAUGUAGUGGUUUAUAAGAACUAUUUCUACAGGGAGCUAUCUUCGAUUGUAAAAAAAAUCUUUACUAACGCAUGUUAUUAAAAAAGAUUUUACUGAGUAAAAGAUUUUAUUUCAAAAGUUACGAAUAAAAAUUAUAAGUAGACUUAUACAGAUAGGUAAUUAAAAUAAGUAAAUACAUCGUUUUAUAAAGUUAAGCAUCAAAAGUUGUACUGGAUAUAAAUUUAGCUGCCGUAUAAAGAUGUGUAAAGGCCAGUCCAGACGGGACAGUCAAAUAGACCAUUUGAUCAGAUAAAAAAAUUGCCCUUAACUCACUUCCUGAGGGCUAACCCCUAACAUCGAAAAAGUGAAAGAUUGUCCAUUAAAUUGACAAUUUAACCAGAUUGUGCAAAUGAUUGUCCCAUCUGAACACCCUAAUAGUGGUCACGGCAAGUAUUUAUUAGAAAAUAUUGUUAUUAUUACCGUAUACCUAACUUAAACAAAAAAUAUAAAUAACUAAUCGUUAAACUCACGUAAGUGUAGGUACAUUUUUGUGUAGAAUAGACACGUAUAAUUAUACAUUAGUGCAGAACAAUAACACAAACAUAAAAUGCUUUAAGUGGAUAACCGCAAAUCAAAUUAGACCCCAAUCUGUACCCUACUUGAAAUCAUUCAUAAAUAAACCAGCUUGAAAUGUGA
This is a messenger RNA of Cydia fagiglandana, 6664 nucleotides long. Its product is annotated as potassium channel subfamily K member 6-like. The record is from RefSeq and is a predicted model, not a curated record. Gene Ontology annotation, molecular function: outward rectifier potassium channel activity; potassium ion leak channel activity. Gene Ontology annotation, cellular component: plasma membrane. Gene Ontology annotation, biological process: stabilization of membrane potential; potassium ion transmembrane transport. Bases 277 to 1482 code for a protein of 401 amino acids. The transcript is spliced from 5 exons. NCBI's taxonomy places the organism in Eukaryota, Metazoa, Arthropoda, Insecta, Lepidoptera, Tortricidae.